This is a messenger RNA of Rotaria sordida, 831 nucleotides long. The record is from the annotation of a GenBank genome assembly. NCBI's taxonomy places the organism in Eukaryota, Metazoa, Rotifera, Eurotatoria, Philodinida, Philodinidae.
AUGGGUUCUGGGUGCUGCGGUGGCAACCGUAAUGUUGUACAGCCUAAAACAAAUCCUGAUGUAUACAGAACCAAAAGUCCACCAAUAACACGUAAACCUGAAACUAAAUUAACCAGAAAUAAAAGUCCACCUAUAAUGCGAGAUAAUUCAACAAUGGAGCGAUUUUUGAAACCUAUCAUUACCACAACAAAUCCUUUGAAACUUAUUGAUGGUUAUCUCCAUGAACCAGUUGUAUCUCUUGAAGAAGCUCUUCAACCAUUCGAUGGUCAAAUUGAUCAAUUAUCUUAUUACAUUAAAGAAGCUAAAACCAAAUGUCAUCAUCCAUCAGAACAUAAUCUAACACAUGAUGAAUCAGCUGCUAUCUAUAUUUAUACAAUGAAAUGGGAUACUAAAUGUGUUUAUGAUCGUUUGCAAGAAGCAUGGAAAUCUGAAGAUCGAUCUAAAAUGAAACCAUGGUUCAAAUAUCUUAGAUUAUUUAAAAGUGCAUUUGACAAAUUACCUGAUGCAAAGAAAGAAAUUUGGCAAGGAACACUUUUUGAUGAAAGGCUCAUAGAAAAACUAAGUUCAAAGUCAUCAACAAUCUAUUCUUCUAUGGGCUCAUGUUUACCAUCAUCUAAUGAAGUUAAAGACUAUCUAGAAAAACAUGAUAGUACAAAGAUAAUUCUUAUUGGCUAUGAAUCUGUCCAUGGAAAGUCAAUAGUUGGUAAUACAGCAAAUCCAUGGAACGAACACAUAUUAUUUCCUGGUACGAAACUGGGUGUAACAAUUUACAACGUGAUCAACGCUAAUGGUUCAUUGAGUAUACAUUUCAAAGCACUGACUAGUAAGUAG